AAGUUCUUGAGGUUGUGAAAAGAGGAGGAGAGACUGGAUUCUAUAUCUUCUGCGAGGCCUUAGAGGCAUCAAAUCUAGAAGGCUAUAUCAGACUGUCUGAUCAACUAAGAGAAGCUGUGAGCUCGGAGAUCGGCGGCCAGGACCCCGAUAUGGAGGAGGACUGCACAAAGAUGGACUCGCACAUGCGCAGUAUCCAGCGCUACCAUCGCAAGGAGCUCCUGACCAGAGCCGUGAGCAUGGCCAUGAGCGGGCGCGCCAACCCUGAGCGGACAGCCACAGCGGUGCGAGCCACGUUGAAACGAGGGGCUUCACAGCCAACGCCUCUACCGAAGCCCCGCAGGCAGGAAGUGAUCAACACCAUGUCCAAGAUCCCACAAGACAAGCUGAAGACUCUGCAGAAGGUGAUCGAUUCCGUGGGAUGCCUGGCCGACCUGGCCAGAAACGGAAUGGCGAACGGCGCGGACGAGAUCAUGUCGCAUGAAAACGACGGCGAUGACGACUAUGUGGCUACCGAUGAUGAGAAUGAUGACGAUGAAGGCGAUAGGACCCAGGAUAACCGGCGUGACUCCAGAGGGUCACCACUACCGUCCAGCCAGACACCACUACCCACUGGACAGGCACCACUACCCACUGGACAGACACUGCCUUGCCUAGUGAACAUGUCCUGUGCGAGUCUGCAGGACGAUGUCGGACAGUCGGCCGAGGAAGUCCUGACCUACCUGAAGUGGGCCGGUGCCGUCAGUGACAAUGCCCGAGUGCGCAAGUACCGCUGCUGGAUGCCUAUGACAGUUGUUGCUUUGGAGGAUGAUAGCAAACUGAAGACAUACGAUGGGCAAGGCUCCGUGCUCGUCAAGUUGCUGGCUGAUAUUCCCGAGCAGCGCUCCAGCAGUGUUCGCAGGCUGGCCGGCGAUUACGUGACGCAGCUUCAGGAGUUGCUCGGCGGCUCACCGGUGUACCUGCAGGGCUUUCACCCGCAGGACGGUCGCACAGUUCUGCUCGUGCAGAUGACGGCCGAUUCUCUGCAGCAGCUCUACGAGCUGCUCCUGCACAACCCAGGCCGCCUGGCCAGCAAGGGAAUUCUGCACGUGUCCACAUUCGACGGCUCAACAGUCUUGAGCAUGGAGCAAUCAACUGCCAAGACUGCACCGCAGAUGUCUGUGGAGGAUGAGGGACUAAUGGACAAUUUGUUGGAAGAGGUCAAGCAAUAUGAAAAUUGUUCUGUGGACAUUAGCAAGAUACGAGAGAAGGCAUCGUUGCAUGAGGUCGUUCAGGAGCUGUAUGAGAUUUGUGAUGAGCCUGGGGCUAGCCCAGUCGUCAGCACCAUCCUCAGGGCCACUGAGAAUACAAUCAAGCGAGAGCCGAGCUACAAGCGUCGCAAGAACCUGUUCACAAAGAGCGGGACAUGGACAAGCUACUCCUCUAAGGACAAGCCCGGCAAGAACGGCACACAGGCGCCACCUUCUUCUCCCGAGCCGCCCCCUGGCAGUGGCAAGAACAGUAGCACUAGCAGUUCACAUCCAACACACCAACAGCUGAACAUGGUUGAUGUGAGGACUUCAAAUGUGCCCACACCACUCGAGCAGGUUUCUACUGCUGAUGAAAGCAGUCGCAGCAGCAGAAGCGACAGUGGCAACAGCACCAGCAGCAGUAGCAGCAUCAGCAGCGACAGCGGUGGCAGCAGCAACAGCAUUGACAGCAGUAGCAGUAUUGGCGGCAAUGGCAGUAGCAGCGGUACCAGCAGCAGCAGCAGCAGCAGCAGCAGCAGCAUUGCUGGCAGUAGUGCAGCACCAAACCCAGGAUAUCAGAAUAUGGCUGGAGCAAGUGCCUUCUCUAGUGCAGCACUAUUAUCAGGGGAACGCAAGUUUACCAGCGUCAUGGCACUGGCCACUGAUGUGACGCCUAUCUAUCAGAACCUGAGUGAAGCCAUGGCCACAUCAACUUUAGAAUCACCUAGCACCUACAGAGAACCAGUUUGCAAUGUUCCUCCACUGCCAAGGCGACAAUUCACAGCACCGGCACCAACCGCGGAGCUUAUACCAGAACCAGUAUUCGUUGCUGUUGAUCACGUAUACCCGGACAAACCGGAUCCUCAAGUUCGUCCACAGGAUAUGAUCUGGUAUCACGGCCAUAAAACCUCAAGGAAUGGCGCUGUGUCUCUGCUAAAAGAUGAACGACCCGGAAGCUUCCUAUUGCGCAAGCAUCGAUGGGACACUGUGUCCUUCAUCCUCUCAUUCAAAGCUUUCACGUCAGUCAUGCAUUUGAAGAUCAGAGUAAACCCUAACGGCCUCUAUAUCCUGGGAGAAAAUGGCAAGCCAUUCCCGACAUUGUCACACAUGAUUACCUGCUAUCAAAGAAGCCCAAUGCCCGUAUCACAACUUGGUGACAUCUUCCUCACGCGCGGCAUUCCGCCCUGCCAUGAACACCCCGAUGAGCGGUCACCGAUCUAGUAGAGUACUAUAGCAGACUUGUCCCUCACUGGACUGCACGACGGUAUGUACAUACAUUGCAUGUUGGCAUUCAAGCAUCGCAGCUCAUUGUGAAUGCACCAUCGCAGCAGUCCGACAUCCACCACUAUGGCUUGUGUUCGACAGGAGAAGGUAUGACGUCCAGCGGCCAAAGAGAGUCGGAAAGUUUGUGUCUUUGUGGAUACCUCCAGCACUGCCGAGCCACAACACUUUCAGCAGAGACUUCUGUGUGUGUGUGUGUGUGUGUGUGUGUGUGUGUGUGUGUGUGUGCGCGCAUGUGUGUGUGUGUGCGAGUGCGUGCAUGCUUCGUAUGUGUGUUUGUGUGUGCAUGUGUGUUACUGUUGUGAGAGUGGACCACAGACACUAACUGUUUAAAGUUGUGUUAAUGUUCUCAUGCAUACAAGCUGCCCAGUAUCAUACCAAACAUUGGGUAGUGGUAGAAUCUCAGAAAAUCUCAUCCAAUGAUAUUAUGUACAGUCAACUUUGCUUAUAACGACACUCGGCGGGGCAUCAAAAGGGUGUCCUUAUUUGCGAAGCGUCGUUAUACCCGAAGUCUCAUUAUAUGUAUUACAGUGGGAUGGGACUUUGCUCUGGGCAUGGAAAUUCUGUUGUUAUUCGCGAAUUGUCGUUAUACCCGCAGUCGUUAUUAGCGAAGUUGACUGUAAUAGGUUUUGCAGGCAAUACAUUCCCUGUCUCUCUGCACCAUGGCACAUAUUCAAAGGUACGUUAAACACGACAUGAUCAUAAUAUUAUCACUACAAUGACAAGCAAAGCUUCCUACACAAUCUCGUAGUGGAUUGUAGCACGGACUUCUAAACUUUACUUUAUUUCAAUUUUUAUGAUCAAAACUCAGCAUCAAAAUCGGGUAUAGUUGAUGGACUCGAUCGCAUAACUUGUGUCCGUACUUUUCUAUGGCACUAUUUUUUUAAUGAUUAGACUAUUGUUUUCUUUGGCUACACAUUCAAUCUGUCAGAUUUUGCUCCAAAGAAGCCCAACAUCACACGCUCUAUCUCGCUGCAAACAUUUCUGUCACAUCUUGCACGAUAUAGAGGGCUGCACAUUCACCUCAGUAUUAUUAGGUUCACCUCACCGUC
Messenger RNA from Sycon ciliatum, 3559 nucleotides. RefSeq lists its product as uncharacterized. Lineage: Eukaryota; Metazoa; Porifera; Calcarea; Leucosolenida; Sycettidae. Gene Ontology annotation, molecular function: phosphotyrosine residue binding. The transcript is spliced from 14 exons. The record is from RefSeq and is a predicted model, not a curated record. The coding region runs from base 150 to 2447 and encodes 765 amino acids.